AAUGUUCCAUUUUGACCUGUGUGUGUGAUUAGUGUCUAAUCUUUGCCUGUGCUGUCACGCCAACAGAAUCUGACUCGAUGGAUCCGCCACAAUAUGGCCUCAGUAUAGAGGAGGAAUCCAGAUCAUUCAAUCAGAGAGCCAUGAAUGUGAGAAAAGCCCUUCGUCUCUACAACCUCCUCAUGAUGAAACGCAAUGAAACUCUGCGGGACAUCAUCGCAGACUUCAACGUCAUCUGCGAAAGCCUGGACAAGAUGCACAAGCAGAAUAAAACUAUGGGCAUCGCGGGAGGCACCACUGGCGCUGUGGGAGGGGUGACUGCAGUGUUGGGGAUCGCCUUGGCCCCUGCGACCUUAGGUGCCUCGCUGAUUGCUACAGCCGUCGGUGCUGGUAUGGUGGCAUCUGCGGGGGGCAUAAAUGCACACAAAAACAAGGUCAACAAGAAGUUUCUUAAUAAGAUGGCAGUGGAGAAACUGGUUUAUGACUACAAGGAAAAUGUUGUUGACCUGGAACAUUGUUUGGAUUUUAUCCUCUCUGGGAUGAACGAGCUGAGAAGGCACGACAUUGCCAGGCUACAGAGGGCGGGAGCGCCGCCUGACGCAGUCAAGAUGGCGCAUCUGUCACAGUCUGUGCAUAGGAUGGAUGACGGCAAGAAGGUAUCUCACACAGGUGGGAUGUCGUCCGAGAGACUACUUCAGGAGUUUGCCAUGGAAAUCGAUCAGUAUUUCAAAGAAAAGGAUGAUCGAAAGCUGAAGAAGUCAUCCAGGAGCAAGUUUUCUGGAAGGGUUUGCAUGCUCGCAAAAAAUCUGCAGAGUGAACUAGAUCACCUGAAUCGUAUGUGGGAAAUGUUCAGCUGAAUGAAAUGAGAGCUCUUU
Messenger RNA from Labrus bergylta (ballan wrasse), 872 nucleotides. Lineage: Eukaryota; Metazoa; Chordata; Actinopteri; Labriformes; Labridae. The record is from RefSeq and is a predicted model, not a curated record.